AUGGCCACCGAUUUGAAGGCAGCUGUGUCCGAUACGACCAUUGAUGCAGGGGUCGCUCCCUCUGAGGUGGUCUAUGAGGAGCCCUCACUGCUCCGCAAGUUCCUGUAUGACCUUGUGCUAUGGAUAUUCACAGUUGUCUUUGAUUGUUUUUUUCGAGAAAUUCGGCCUAGAGGGGCCUUCCGACUUCCGAGAUCGGGUCCGAUCAUUUUCGUGGCCGCUCCCCACGCCAACCAGUUCGUUGACCCGAUAAUAUUAAUGGGACAGGUUAAGAACGAGACAAAUUUGCGGAUCUCUUUUUUGAUAGCGGAAAAAUCGCAUAAACGGAAGUUCAUUGGGCUCAUUUCCCGGUCACAAAUGGCCAUUCCGGUUGCCCGGGCCCAGGACAGUCUCAAGUCGGUUUCCGGAGUGAUACGACUUGAUCCCACCAACAAUUUGAAGGUGUUGGGCGAGAAUACCCGCUUUACUACUGACUGUGAGUCUCGUGGGUUAGUGGGACUUCCAAACUCCCUCGGUUCGGCCGAAAUUGCCGAUAUCGAGUCCGAUACAGUGAUGUACCUCAAGAAACCUUUCCGCUAUUCUAAUGACCAGGUUGCUGAAAAGGCAGAUGCACUGUUGUCUAGUGGUUCUCCAUUUAAGACUGCUCCCCGUGUUGACCAGGCCAAGGUUUAUUCCAGGGUUUUUGAACACCUUUCCCACGGCCAAUCCCUGGGAAUCUUUCCUGAAGGCGGGUCUCACGACCGCACGGACCUGCUUCCUCUGAAGGCUGGUGUUGCCAUAAUGGCUCUUGGAACCAUGGCCAGCCAUCCAGGAACAAAAGUGAAGAUAGUUCCUUGUGGAAUGAACUAUUUUCAUCCCCAUAAGUUUCGUUCGCGCGCAAUUGUGGAGUUUGGGCAUCCAAUAGAAGUUCCUGAAGAGCUCGUGAACCGCUACAACAGUCCAGAAACCUCUAAGGAUGCAGUCAGAGAGCUUCUCGAUGUGAUCACCAAGGCUUUGAAGAGUGUCACCGUGACUUGCCCUGACUAUGAGACCCUAAUAGUUGUUCAAAUGGCCAGAAGAUUGUACUCCAACAACUUGUCGUCAAGGCUCUCGCUCGAAUCCAUAGUGGAGAUGAACAGAAGACUGGUUUUGGGCUACCAGCACUUCAAGCACAAACCCGAAGUUCAGCAGCUAAAAGAGAAGAUCCUCAGUUACAACGAGAUGCUCAAGCUGAUGCGGAUCCCAGACCAUCUUAUCGAGGAGGCCCAACCCACUCUUGCCAUAGUAACGUUUCUCAGACUUGUCGCAAAUGCAUUUCAGGUGAGUAUUCUCGGAAUUUUGGCUCUUCCAGGCUUCCUUUUGUUCUCACCUGUGUUCGUAGCAACGAAGAAGAUCAGCGAUAAGAAGCGGAGAGAAGCCCUUGCUGGCUCUACUGUGAAGAUCAAGGGCAUUGAUGUCUUAGCCACAUGGAAAAUCCUCGUUUCUCUCGGAUUUGCUCCCAUCCUUUACACCUUCUAUUCGGUCCUAGGAACGUAUAUCCUCAAGACACGGUACCAGUUCGAGACUUCUGUGAUUUACACCUUCUUCGGGUUAUAUUUGGUGUCAGUAGUGAUCACCUACUCUGCGCUUGUCUUUGGGGACAAGGGAAUGGACAACUUCAAAAGUUUGAGGCCAUUGUGGCUGGCUUUGAUUGACAAAAAGGGCAUUCUGAAACUUCGUGAAACCCGAGAAGAACUUAGCAGGGAAAUCACUCAGGCCGUGAACGAUUUCGGACCAGAGCUGUUCCCAGACUUUAGCCUUUUGGACUAUCAGGAGAAGCAGGAGGCGAAGCGUAAAGCCCGCGAGUCUCGCAGAAGACGCAGAGAGAGGAAGCGUGACACUACCACCACUCUGGAUACUUCUGAUGAGGAAGAAGAAUUCAAGACUCAAGAGUUGCGCAAUAGAAGGGCCUCAAGAAAGGCCAAGGCUCAGGCUUUGAUGGGAGCGCCUUCUUUGUUGGAGCUGGGAUCAGUGCCGAUCUUCAGUAAUGACAAUGGUGAUAUCGGCACUUCUUCCGUGGGCAUUACCAGUGCUAGUGAGGCCGAGCCUUCAACUGCAGAGACGAGUGAGGCUGAGGCUGAUGAGCCGAAGCUGGGGAAUUUGAUUCGGGAUCAGAUUUUUGAGAAUAGGGAGAAGAAUCUGUGA
Kuraishia capsulata CBS 1993 is the source of this 2160-nucleotide messenger RNA. RefSeq lists its product as uncharacterized. Gene Ontology annotation, biological process: phospholipid biosynthetic process. The record is from RefSeq and is a predicted model, not a curated record. Gene Ontology annotation, cellular component: endoplasmic reticulum membrane. The transcript has 2 exons. Gene Ontology annotation, molecular function: glycerone-phosphate O-acyltransferase activity; glycerol-3-phosphate O-acyltransferase activity. The coding region runs from base 1 to 2160 and encodes 719 amino acids. Lineage: Eukaryota; Fungi; Ascomycota; Pichiomycetes; Pichiales; Pichiaceae.